AUGAAUUUUGAAUAUGAAGAUGACUCUGAUUUUGAGGACGAGGAGUUUGAAAACUUGGCAUUGUUGAUAGCAUAUCCUAGACGGCAAAAAAUAUUCAGGCAACGUACAGAUCAUUUCACUUGGCGGAGGCAUGACGAGUUUUUCGAUAGGUUUCGUUUAUCUAAAGAUACAGUUCGUUUCAUAGUGCAUUUAAUAGAAGAUCGUAUCUGUUCUCGUACUGAUUGGAAUCAUGCCGUAAGUCCAGAACAUAAAGUAUUACUCACAUUAAGAUACUAUGCUACUGGAUCUAUGUUGGUGGUGUGUGGAGACUUCAUCGGAAUACACAAAUCUACUGCAAGUUGUACAGUGAAGCUUGUAUCUUGUGUUAUUACUACAUUGCGUCCACAAUUUAUUCACUUUCCUCGCAAUGAAAAUGAUAUUAAAAAGACAAAACAAGAUUUUUAUAAUAUCGCCAAAUUCCCUAUGGUUAUUGGUGCAAUGGAUUGUACACAUGUUAAGAUUCGAUCACCUGGAGGAGAUAAUGCAGAAGCCUAUAGAAACAGAAAACAUUUUUUCUCAAUUAAUGUUCAAACUAUUUGUUAUUCAAUUUUGAAUUCUCAAAUCACCUAA
Messenger RNA from Metopolophium dirhodum (rose-grain aphid), 609 nucleotides. RefSeq names its product putative nuclease HARBI1. NCBI's taxonomy places the organism in Eukaryota, Metazoa, Arthropoda, Insecta, Hemiptera, Aphididae. Bases 1 to 609 code for a protein of 202 amino acids. The record is from RefSeq and is a predicted model, not a curated record. The transcript is spliced from 2 exons.